AUGACGGAUCACAACUUAGGCUUAACUGAUAUUAACGAUGAAUUGAAAAAGAAGGAUGUAUAUCAGGAGUAUGUGGAUUAUAUCGAUGACAAGGUUUGCUUUUCCUUGUUUCAAUUAAAUGUUGUGCGAAUUUUACUUUAAAGAAAUCUUGUGAUGGGUUCAUAAAAUUUUUGAAAGCUAAAAUUUAAGCUAAUUUAUGAAAUUUAGGAUGAUGUCAAUUUUUACGGAGCGAAAAUUGAAGAAAUGAUUCGAGCGCAAGGAAAAAGACUGAUUAUCAAUCUAAACGACUUGAGGGAACGGCUAUCACAUCGUUUGCAGGAGUAGGUUUUGUUUUCUUAUUUUUGAAAAGUUUAGGUGAUUUUGUUAGUUUGACGUUUGAUUUAGUCGUUUAACUAUAUCAAAGCAUUCCGUUAUUUGAAUUAUAUCUUUAUAGAUUGGUUGUAAACUUCGCUUUUGAAAUUCAGUGUUUGGAAGAGGCUGUUCGCACAGUUGUUAACAGAACGGAUGCUGAAUUUGCAUCAGCUAAUGAAGUUCAUGUUGGUUUUGAAGGUAGCUUUGGUGAUAGGCACGUAAACCCAAGGUCUUUGAAGUCGGACUUUUUAGGAAAUUUGGUAUGCUGCGAAGGAAUUGUGACUAGGUGUAGGUAUUUUUGAAUUAUUGUUUUGUUAUUUUAUAUUUAUUUGAUAUUUGUGUUUUAGGUUCUUCUGUGAAACCAAAAAUUGUAAAGUCUGUUCAUUACUGUCCUGCCACUAACAAAUCUUUAACGAAAACUUAUACUGAUCUUACUAAUUACAACAGUUUUCCAUCAAGUAAUGUUUAUCCAAAGGAGGAUGAAAACAAGAAUCCGCUUGAAACAGAAUUUGGAUUGUCUAUGUUUAAGGAUCAUCAAAUUUUUGCUAUUCAGGUAAGACUGAAAUUGGAUUUAUGGUUGGAGCUGGGAAACCUCUAUUUCCCUCCCCCCCCCAAUAAAAAAAUCUGUAGCAACAUCUAUGGUUGGAGCGCUUUUUCUCUUUUUUUCUUAUUUUUGACUUUUAGGAAUUACCAGAGACCGCACCACCUGGACAAUUGCCGCGUUCAGUAGAUGUGAUUGCUGAUGGAGACUUGGCUGAUUCAUGCAAACCCGGAGACCGUAUUCGUGUAGUUGGCCUUUUCCGUGUGCUUCCGAAUAAACAACAAGGAGCUUCUAGUGGAAACUUUAGAACAAUUCUGAUUGCCAAUAAUGUUAUAUUGCUGAGCAAAGAAUCAUCUCCGAAGUUCGAUCAACAAGACGUCAAAAACAUCUCUAGGUUAUCUAAACGCAAGGAUAUUGUCGAUUUAUUGGCUAGAUCUUUGGCUCCUUCAAUUUAUGGACACGAGGAAGUUAAAAAGGCGGUUUUGUGCUUGUUAUUGGGUGGAUGUGAAAAGAUUCUUGAAAACGGUUCAAGGUUGAGGGGUGAUGUUAACGUUCUUUUGAUUGGAGAUCCGUCAGUGGCAAAGUCUCAAAUUCUCAGAUAUGUUUUACACACUGCACCCAGAGCUAUUGCUACAACUGGAAGGGGAAGUUCGGGUGUUGGAUUGACUGCGGCGGUCACAACUGAUUCUGAUACUGGAGAUAGACGACUGGAAGCUGGUGCUAUGGUUUUAGCUGAUCGUGGUGUCGUCUGUAUCGAUGAAUUUGAUAAGGCAAGUUUAUUUUUUAAGGUGAACAGAUGUAAUAUUGUUAUAAAUGGGUGUUUGUUUUCUUAUUCAUUUUGUUGUUUUUUUAUAAAUAACUGCAGAAAAAUUAAGAUUUUUAAAUGACAAUAUUUAUAUUUUUAGAUGACAGACAUUGACAGGACAGCUAUUCAUGAAGUGAUGGAACAGGGACGUGUUUCAAUAUCUAAAGCUGGCAUUCACGCUAAGCUAAACGCGCGUUGCUCGGUAUUAGCUGCCGCUAAUCCUGUAUACGGACGUUACGACUUAUUCAAGUCACCGAUGGCAAAUAUUGGCAUGCAAGACUCUCUGUUGUCUCGUUUUGAUCUUAUCUUUGUUAUGUUGGACGAGCACGAUAUUGAUAGAGACACUCGGGUAGCUUCAAAUGUGCUAAAGUUGCACAGAUACAGAUCUCCUGGAGAACCAGAUGGAGCAGUUUUAUCCAUUCAAGCUGCUGUCGAAUCAUUGACCACAUUUGAAGCGGAAGUUGAGGAAAGCACAGUGGAUAUUUAUGAAAAGAAUAGAGGAUGGACUGCUGUUAAUGAUAUGUACGUUUGGAUGCUUAUAAAAGUAUUACUUAUUAAUAAUUAAUUUUAAGACUUAAUAUUCUUAUAUUUUAAUAUUGUUAAUCAUGUUCGUAUAUUAUCUUUCAGAGAUAAGAUUUUAACUACUGGAUUUUUGCGUAAGUAUGUUCACAUGGCGAAGAGUAUCAAACCACAAUUGACGGAGCAAGCCUCAGCUUAUAUUACUGAAUGCUACACCGAGCUAAGGUCGUACGAAAAUGAUGGCGAAGACCGCACAAUGCCGGUUACAGCACGACAAUUGGAAACUUUAAUUCGUCUGUCAAUUGCUAUGACUAAAGCCAGGUUGGGUACUAAAGUUGAGAAGUCUGACGCUGAAAAAGCUUUUAAUUUGUUGCACUUUGCUAUGUUUAAAAAGAAGCCGAAGGAGAGAACUGACAAGAAGAAAAGGGAAGCCGAUCAAUCUGAUGGUGAGGAAAUGGAAGUUGUUCAGGAACAGCGUUCUACAAGACGGAGACGAGCUGCCGAAGACGCGGGUGAUCGACAAGAUGAGGAAGAACAAAACCAAGAAGCACCUGCUUCAAAAAGAGCAAGAAAUGAUGAUGGGGUUGGUGUGGAUCGGUAAGACUUUAUUUAUCUUACUUUGGGCAAAUAAAAGAUUAAAAACUUUUUGAAGUAACGUAGUGAUUAUCAUAAGAUUUUUUGAAUUUCGUUUUAGGUUUGUUCGCUUCAAACAAUGUCUUCGCGUCGCUUUUGACGAAACCGAGAACCCUGAAGGCAUGCACCCAAUGACUACUAUUGUUGAGCUAAUUCAGAAGCAAAUGGGUCAAUUCCCCUUUACUGAAUCCGAACUCAAGGCUUCGUUUGAACUUUUGGAAGCUGAAAACGUUUGUAUGAUCUCAGACGAUCAAGUUGUGCUUGUAUAA
Molecule: messenger RNA, 3118 nt
Organism: Bursaphelenchus okinawaensis
Lineage: Eukaryota; Metazoa; Nematoda; Chromadorea; Rhabditida; Aphelenchoididae
Source: the annotation of a GenBank genome assembly